This is a messenger RNA of Heterobilharzia americana, 1323 nucleotides long. The record is from the annotation of a GenBank genome assembly. NCBI's taxonomy places the organism in Eukaryota, Metazoa, Platyhelminthes, Trematoda, Strigeidida, Schistosomatidae.
CCAGGUGAAAGUCUGGGUACUUCAAGUUUGUUUGGAAAUGUUGUUUUGUGAACGCUCAGCGGAUUGUCUAUUAUCUCUUGCUAAUAGGGUUGCAUUAUGUGGUGGGGGCCGUUGUAUUAACUGUAUAACUGAUAUGAACAUUGGAUUUUUCGAACAGCUUUUAGAGAAUAUCAGUGAUUUUAAAGCUGACACCACGCUGGAAGAUGAAAAUCGAUGGAGGAAAUUGUUGGAGUCAUUGUCUGUUUUAAUAGGAGUUUCGCUUGGUUACAUAUCUGUCACACAUUUGUGCCAAUUUGAACCGUAUAGUCUUUUCAGUCUUCUGGAAAUCAUUGAUUUCCUAGCUGAAAACUCAUUGUUGGCUCGCUCAAAAUUUCCUGUUCGAUAUGUAACCUCAGAUAAUAUGAAGAGAGAUGAAUUACUGGAAAGGGUUUCGCACAAACCUGAAAAAAUCCACAACGUAUACUCUGAAGAUGCUUCCACACCAAUUUGUUUUCAUAAUUCUGAACCGAGCAAUGUAAAUCAAAAGGAAGAAAAUUUAAAAAAUGGCUCAGAAAAUACAGUUGGGAAACUAAAUAUUGAUACUCCUAGAUUGGUUUACUUACGGAAAAGGUUGAAAAAGUGUGUAUCAUGUAUCCCGUUCGAGGAAAAUGCCAUGGAAAGCGACGAGUCGUGUUCGAAUCCAUUGUCACAACCUGACUUGCUCAUCAUAGGACGGUCCGACGAAAAAAAUUCUUAUUGUAAAAGUCACAAUUGUGGUUGCAAAAGUGUACUAAAACCACACGUCAGACCUUUAGUGCAACCGAUGAAAACUCGUAGAAAUCAAUAUUCAUCUCUGUCUCGUUCAAACAGUACUCAUGAAGAAAUUCAAGAAAGAGGUAACCACCCCUUUUAUAGAUUAUUGAAGGAAUUCCCGAAACUUGGUUUGGAUGAACAUGAAGAGCGGGUUUUACAGAAAAAAGCAUGUAAGUUUGUAUUUUUGUUGCAUUUUACAGAAACUCGAUCUUUAUUGUCAAGUAACUUUUUGAGUGAAAAAAGUAUUUUGCAGGGAUUAAUGCGGUAACGUUUUCGUCUUUCCUAAAUCCAGCGGGCUGAUCACUUCAAAAAGCUCUUGAACCGACCACCACCUGCACUUCGUUCACAAAUACCACCUGCAGCCACAGAACUACAAAUGAACAUAAAUCCUCCAACGAAAUUCGAAGUCCUGAAUGCCAUAAAGCUACUGAAAUGAGGGAAAGCAGCAGGACCAGAUGGAAUCCCACGAGAAGCACUGAGAGCAGACGCAGAGACAACAGCGGACAUGCUCACACCACUAUUGCAGAAGGU